AUGCCUUUAUUACCGUUCGCGUGCGGCCUCGUCUCGCGAAUUAAAGGCACCGCGCCCACUCGAUACAGAAAAGAUGGCAGUUCGUUCGGGCCUGAUCGAAUGUUCGUACAAUCCACAUUCGAUCUAGAAAAAUGGAUCAAUCGCCUUAGCUAUACCCAGCAACAGCUCGAGGAGCUUAAUCAGAAAGGCCUGUUGAGAAAGAUGCUGAAAGAGGGUGUCAAAGGUGUAAAUUAUCAGUGGUAUGACGAAAAAACAGGAUGGACACGUGGCGAGUCUAAGCGCACAGGUGUCCUAGCGGUCAAAGUGGGCAUGAAAAUGGAAAAGGAUUGGUGGGGCACGGCGCAUCCAGUAACAUUGCUACAGUUAUUAGAUAACGUUGUUGUACAAGUAAAAAGGAAGGAGACAGACAAUUACUAUGCGCUCCAAAUUGGUGCGGGUCUUGCCAAACUCAAUAGGACGAAAAAACCCUUGAUGGGUCAUUUCGCCAAAGCAGAUGUCCCUCCAAAACAAGUUCUGAGAGAAUUUCGCGUAACCCCUGAUGCCAUUAUUGACCCAGGAACGCCCAUCUAUGCAGAACAUUUCAAGGCCGGGCAAUUUGUAGACGUUCGCGGCCGUACAAAAGGAAAAGGCUUUGCUGGCGCAAUGAAACGACAUGGCUUCUCAGGAGGUUAUGCGAGUCAUGGACAAUCAAUAACGCAUCGUUCACUUGGAUCCACGGGACAGAACCAAGACCCAGGUCGUGUCUUCAAGGGAAAGGCUAUGCCUGGUCACAUGGGUAAUAGAAAACGUGUGGUCUACAACCUACGCCUACUCAAAAUCAACACGGAAGAUCAAAUUCUCUAUGUAAUAGGCUCUGUUCCAGGUCCCAAAAAGGGCUGGGUUGAGGUUGUUGAUGCGCGAUUUAAAACGCAUGCUAGAGCGCCCCCUUUUCCUACAUAUAUUCCAAAUCCUGAAUCGACCGAGAAAAAGCCUCGAUUUUUGCAUUGGAGAUUCGCGGACCCAUUCAAGACGAUUAGAGAAAUUGACUGGGAUGUAAAAACAGCGGAGGCAAUAGCUGCACUGAAGGCUGCACAGACAGCUGGUGACGCUGAAGAUGGAACGACGGUUGCUGAUGGAAUCGGAGACGACGAUCUUAUGAAGGAAUAAAGCGUCUGAAAAAAUUUUUUUUCAAUAAUUCGGCCAUCUGAAAUUUAUUUAUAAUAAAGUUUCAGAAU
Molecule: messenger RNA, 1214 nt
Organism: Schistocerca gregaria
Lineage: Eukaryota; Metazoa; Arthropoda; Insecta; Orthoptera; Acrididae
Product: 50S ribosomal protein L3-like
Exons: 4
Coding region: 1-1146 (381 amino acids)
Biological process (GO): translation
Cellular component (GO): ribosome; mitochondrial large ribosomal subunit
Molecular function (GO): structural constituent of ribosome
Source: RefSeq, a predicted model, not a curated record